Aphis gossypii (cotton aphid) is the source of this 3747-nucleotide messenger RNA. RefSeq names its product RAB11-binding protein RELCH homolog. Bases 350 to 3439 code for a protein of 1029 amino acids. The transcript is spliced from 20 exons. The record is from RefSeq and is a predicted model, not a curated record. Gene Ontology annotation, biological process: intracellular cholesterol transport. Gene Ontology annotation, cellular component: recycling endosome; trans-Golgi network. Gene Ontology annotation, molecular function: protein binding. NCBI's taxonomy places the organism in Eukaryota, Metazoa, Arthropoda, Insecta, Hemiptera, Aphididae.
UUUGUUCGGUGCGGCCAGUGCACUACGACGAAUGAUCAGGGCACCAGGCGCGCGCCGCGCCCGACGACCGCGCCCCCCACACCCGAAGAAAAAUACGCGGCAGUCUAGCCAACGCAACUGGUCGCUGCCGUUAUCCAUAGACGUUAUCAAAAUUAACCACGUAGAUAGAUUAGAUAACGUUAUUAUGUUUAAUGUUAUGGUUAUUUUGAAAUUAGUAGUCUCAAAAGAAUUUGCCACUUUUAUAAUUGUCGUCACGACUAUGCCCGUCCUCUAGUCGCCAUCGGUUUUCUGGUUUUCUAACAUCGUUGUUCGCCGUCCUUCUGCCCGUGCACGACGGAUCUCAGGAACGAUGGCCGAGGACGGGCCGUCCGGUCCGAGCUACGGAGAUAUAGCCAAAAAACUGUUGGACGACCGUCUGUUGCUCACUGCCCUGGAACUCCAUUACGAACUCGUCGAAGCCGGAAAGGAGCUACCUGGUCUCAGAGAGUUUUUCUCCAACCCCAGCAACUUUGAACACUCGUCCCCGCAAAAUGACAACAUCAGCAUUACGCUGAGUAUGGCUCGUUCGUCGAGUCAAGCUACAUUGGACUCCUUGGAGAUGACCAGGUACUCUGAAGAUGGUGAUAAAACGGUCAAUGAACGAGUAGCUAUCCUUGAGUUUGAACUACGCAAAGCCAAAGACACAAUUAACGCCCUUAGAACGAAUUUGACAGUGGCAGCUGUAGAAUCUGAAGAAUUUGCCGGGGAAGAUCCUAAAAUUACCCAAUAUGAUGAUAGAAUUAAACCACAUGAACAGAGAGUUCUCAAUUUUUUAGUAAAUGAAUACUUAAUGCAACAUAAUUAUAAGUUAACAUCGAUUACAUUUGCAGAUGAAAAUGAAAAUCAAGAUUUUGAAAUCUGGGAUGAUGUUGGUCUGAAUAUUUCAAGACCACCUCAUUUAUUAUCAUUGUAUAGAGAUCGAGCUAAAAGUUACUUGAAAUCAGAUGUAUCUUGUCAGAGUGAAAAAUACAAUUGCACAAAUACUGCUACCCAGAUGGAUGGAGACUACAGUGACUUAACAAAAAUAAUCUCUGAUCUAGAAAAUGAAAAUGAAAAUCUUCUUUCUCAAUUACAAUUGCUCAAAUCAACUAAAGAUUUAUCUGAUGUAACCCCUAAAAUGUCUAAAGAAAAGUGGUUAAGGCCAGACAAAAGAAAUAAACAAAAAGUUUUAAAAAAUAGUGAAUCCUCAGUUUUUUGUGAUAUGUUAAUUAAUAAAUGUUGGCCUGAUCAACAAUUGCCAUUGAUGCAUUUGGAUGUUGAUUUGGAUAUUUUAUCUGAUGAUGGUGUUGAAUUGAAUUUAUAUCCAAUACUACGAAUUCUUGAAAAUCAAAGGUUACGUAAUCAAAAUGAUGAAAAUAUUUUAGAGGCUGAAAAACAAGAAGAUUUUAUUAUUUUAAGUGUUCUCUUAAUGCACAUUCAUCCAGAUAUAUUAGAAAGAGAAAAAAUCUUACAUUCUCUUUUUAAUAUGAGAAAAAAACCUAAUAAAAAAGAGAGAAGUUCAAUUAUAGGAGGUUUAUCUUGGUUCCUAAAAUACUCAAAUAGUGAAUUUUUUGAAAAAGAAUUAUUGCCUCAAUUAUGGCAUUUAUUAAUAGACAAAUAUGCCGAGAAAAGAUUAUUGGUUGCAGAGGCUUGUUCAUGGUUUAGCCCUUUAAUCAACUGUGAAUCUAGGCAAUCUUUACUCUCUGUAUUGCAACAAAUGUUGAUUGAAGACACCGAUGAAUCUGUACGUGCAGCUACUAUUAAAAGUAUUGCAAUCAAUACUGUUUAUAUUUUUGAUUCUGACAAAUAUGCUCAAAUCGAAGAACUUCUUUUUGUUGGCCUAAAAGAUAAUUUAAAGUACAUAGUUGAAAUUACAAUUGGAGUCUUGUUGCCAGUUUUAGCUAAAUGGGCUUUUGACAAAGGCCGUUUACAAUCCAACUGCUACUUGCGAUUAAUGAACUCUUUGACAACUCAAAUUAAGACUCUUGAUUCUCAAAAAAAAUCACAAAAAACUGACCACUUAGAAUCUAACUGCUGCUAUAUGGUUAAUGCUAUCCGUUCCAUACUUCCGUACUUAGUGCUAUUUGUAGCAUCUGCCCCCGAAUGUAUAUCAUUGCAAAAUGAAGAUACACCAAGAGGAGAACUGAGGACAGGUUUUGCUGAUAUAUGUGUAGGUUUGUGUAAUCCACAAAUAUUCUACAAUGAUCCAAAUAAUACAAUUGGUACAGUAAUGUGUACUUUUGAUGCUGUUGUUGAGGAAAAUAAAAUAACAUGGCCUAGACUACAGUGGCUUUUUGAAUGCAUGUUGCCCUGCUUGAUAGAAUCUUCAUCUUUGGUAUCAAUUGAAAAUCAAAAACUUUUGCAGUCACUCAUAGCAUUAUUUCAAUCGUUUUGUUGUGGAUUUGGCUCCAAGUUCACACAGAACAAAGUAAAACCAUUGUUUAUAAAAAAGAUACAAGAUCUUGAAAAAUCUUUAGGUAAAAUUGGUAACGCCUUACCAUCAAUGAGUCUUAUAUGUAUAUACAUGUGUUCAGUUUUAGCUCCAAUUGAGCGUGAAGAACAUGAGUUGGAGGCAACUUUAAAAAAAUAUGUGUGCACAUUACCAUUGUGCGGUGUUCCCAUCGAUGUAUUGCACUUUACAGUUAGUCAACUAGCACUUAACCAUCAACGUUUACAUGAAUUAAUAUUAUCAUCUCUCUGGGAAGGUGUAAUUAGUCAAAAAGAAACAGUUCGUUUUGCUGUGACUGAACUAUUAUCGUCUGUCAUGCCAUACUUGUCCGAUAUAAAUAUAACUAAUCGAAUUGUGCCAGCUCUCAUUACACUUUCAAAUGAUUCUAAUUGUGAUGUAAAAAUAGCCUUAGUUCCAGUUAUUGGACGACUGAUGAUGUCAACAAAUAAUAAGGAUACUAUUGAAAAAUGUCGUUUUCAAAUGAAAAGUCUUAUGGAUGAUCGGACAUUAAGUGAUAGCAUAGUAUUUGCUACUGAACUCAUAACAGCUUUUGGAAAAUUGGCCCCCAAAUCAGAUCAAGUUUACAGAGAAGAUGUGAUGAUGGUGCAGUUAAAUAUGUACUCUGGUGUAGCUGUAAGAACAUCAGAUAUUACGAAAAAAAUAGAAUUGACUCGUGUAUUGUUGGAUGCGUUCAGUACAGUUCUUUAUGAAUGUACUUUAUCUCCAAGUGCAAUCACGUCAUCUCUUUUGCCUAGUUUAAGGUGUUUAGAAGAACUCUGUAACGUUAAUAAUUUGUCUCAAAAAGAAUUAUCUACUAUGUUGAUUAAAGAAGCUGAGUCAAGGUUACCAUCACAAUCUGAAAUUGGUAGCAGUGUAACCCAAGACUUGAAACCUAAAAUGGUCAAAAUGUUUCAAUCAUCAAAUAUUGCCAAACAAACAAUGUUUUGGAAGAAAAAUAAUCAAUCUCAAUAAGUAUUAUGUUAUAAUACUAUGAAGACUUAAAUGCUUGAUUGUUAUUUGAAGAAUUAGUGUAUUAAUCUCAAGUUAUAAAUAUCAAAAUAAUUAAAAUCAAGUAGUUCAAACUUUAUCUAUAAAUUAUAUAUGUUAUGUUGUAUUAUGAUAAAAAAAAAACAAAUGCAAUAAUUGUGAUAUUUUAAGACAUUUAUUUUAUUUUUAAUAAUUAUGCUAUUAUAUUAUUGUUAAAUUAUUGUUAUUUAUAUAGGUAUAUAUAUUUUUUAUAAGUAUUGACAUAUUUUUAAUAAAUAUUAAAUGCAAUUCAA